Messenger RNA from Brugia malayi, 306 nucleotides. RefSeq names its product gamma-secretase subunit pen-2, putative (gene Bma-pen-2). The transcript is spliced from 2 exons. Gene Ontology annotation, cellular component: gamma-secretase complex. Lineage: Eukaryota; Metazoa; Nematoda; Chromadorea; Rhabditida; Onchocercidae. Gene Ontology annotation, biological process: Notch receptor processing. The record is from RefSeq and is a predicted model, not a curated record. Bases 1 to 306 code for a protein of 101 amino acids.
AUGGAUUUGCGAAAAAUGUCUGAUCCGGAGAAGGUAAUACUUUGUAAGCGUUAUUUUUAUAUCGGUUUUGCUUUGUUGCCACUAGUUUGGAUUGUUAAUGCUGUGUGGUUUUUCGAGUCUGCAUUUUUUGAUAAACCUUCACAAGUGCAAAAAACAAUCAAAAAAUAUGUGCUCUAUUCAAUAAUUGGUGCAUCAGUAUGGGUAUUAGCUCUCAUUGCCUGGGAAAUAUUUUUUCAGUUGGAAAGAGCCAAAGGAUUGGAAUGGACUGAUCGAUUGUCUUUCGUAUUUCCUGUUGGAUAUGUUUAA